GCGACGCUUACCAUUUGCAGUUGUGCUUCCGUGCAGUGUGGUUCGCUCUUUCGCAGCAGCAAGACAUUCGUGUUCGUAUUACGUGCCGUCGUUUCGUGUCCCGGUGUUUCAGUGUUCUCCCGAUCAUACCCCAACUAGGGCCGAAUCAACUUUCAACUAGAACCAGAAAACCCCGCAAACCUCAACAAACGCAAGCGGUAGCCAUCCACCAGGAGCUAACAAGCAGUAUUCUCUGAACGUCCAAAAAAAAAAAACCCUCACCAACAGCAAAGAUGGAAGCUGCCGGACAGGAAAGCACUGCCACCUCGUACCCACGCGUCAAGCCCGACUUCAAGUCGGAGCUCGAAUCGUUCCGCACGGAGACGCUGGCCAAGGCGGACACGCAGGAGAAGAACUGUCUGCCGACCGCCGCCGACGUACAGAGCGAGAAGGCCCAGCGUAGCGUGAUCGAGGGCAUUGAGGGAUUCGAUGCAUCCCGUCUGAAGCACGCCGAAACGAAGGAGAAGAACCCGCUGCCGGAUGCGGAAGCUAUUCAGGCUGAGAAGGGCGUCCAGCGAUUCAUCGAAGGUAUCGAAUCGUUCGAUACUUCGCGCCUGAAGCAUGCCGAGACGCUGGAGAAAAAUCCACUGCCGACGCGCGAAACCAUCGAGGAGGAGAAGCGCGCCUAAGUGCGCACCAGCUUAGGGGGCAGCGCAUCCGCAAACACCAUCCGUGUCGUCGUGUUAAUUUAGGGCACAACGCACACACGCGGAGCGCGGCGCAUAGAAAAGGGGCGCAGAAUUGGUUGGGGGCGGCAACAGCAACAGCAACAGCAGCAGCAACAUGACAAGACACAGAGAAGAGUACGAUCCAGCAGCGGUAGUGGUAGGCAGAACUUGACAACACGGAAAAGCUUCAUCAUCCUGUGGACAGGAGCCCAACAGGCAUGCGAAAAGAUCGAUGCGAUCGUACUGCGAAAGGAGAAGACAUCGGACACUACCACCACCACCACACCAUCAUGAUGGGAGACAUUUGAUGUUCCUUCUUCUCCUUCGCCCGAAGGAGGAUAUACAUUUAUGAUUGCUGUCUACGCCUCCCCGGCCACACAUUCGCCCCGCAAUCCGUUCUUCUCCUCCAUCAUGCCUACCCGACCUACCUCUUCGGCAGUAUUUUCCAACCCCCAAAUAUCCUUCCUCUAAAUUAAUUUCUGGAAAUAUUGUAUCUGGUCAUCUCUAAACCUUACAUCUAAACCUGCUAAGGAGCCUCUCUGUCUCUCUCUAAUACCACUAUGCAAAAAACAUGUCAGCCAAGCCUGAAAGGGCUCAACGAAAAAAAGAAAAAACGGAGAGGGAAACCAAAACCAAGAAACAAUUGUUAUAUUGCGAAUGCUUCCUGUGUUGUUUUAAACGAGAUCCAUCAUCUGCUAGACGACUUCGAUCAGUCUUCGAUCUAAAACAGCAAACCAAUACACGUUCCUUCCAUAAUGGCGAUCGGCAGCAAGCACAGAAUAGCAAAUUGAACGUCCGACUGCGCGCUGGCGUAAAGGGGACGGACAGCAUUUAUAAAACGCAUUUACACAAUCACGUCCUCUACUUACCCUCUCAACUCCAGUCGAUCAGGAGCAGAACAGCUAUUAGCAAUGGUGAGGGUGUUGGGACUGAUUGAUAUGUUUUUCAAUUUUAUAACACAAAAAAAAGGAACAAGAAAUGUAGACGGAAGUAUAGAAAAAAAAAGGAUGAAAAAAAGGGAACAAGGAAGAAAAGAACCAAUAGAAGAGCAAUAGUAACAGCAGCAUAAAGCACGAAGAGAGAUAGACACAGAUUCAAUGUUAACCCAUGCUUUUUUUGUACGUUUUGUGCGGGUAGGGAUGAUGGAUGAGCGGUGCGAUGAUUUACUUAUAGAAAUAAUAAUUAUUAUUUAACAACAAAACACAUAAACACACACACACAC
Messenger RNA from Anopheles stephensi (Asian malaria mosquito), 1929 nucleotides. RefSeq names its product thymosin beta (gene cib). The transcript is spliced from 3 exons. Gene Ontology annotation, cellular component: cytosol. Gene Ontology annotation, biological process: actin filament organization. The record is from RefSeq and is a predicted model, not a curated record. Gene Ontology annotation, molecular function: actin monomer binding. Lineage: Eukaryota; Metazoa; Arthropoda; Insecta; Diptera; Culicidae. Bases 273 to 668 code for a protein of 131 amino acids.